Messenger RNA from Tremella mesenterica DSM 1558, 606 nucleotides. RefSeq lists its product as uncharacterized. The transcript has 4 exons. The coding region runs from base 82 to 480 and encodes 132 amino acids. Lineage: Eukaryota; Fungi; Basidiomycota; Tremellomycetes; Tremellales; Tremellaceae. The record is from RefSeq and is a predicted model, not a curated record.
CAUCAUAUUCCCCAACCUCUUCUCUCUUCUCUUCUUCACUACAUCGCACUAGCCUACAGGACAACAAUCAUUCCACUCGACAUGCCUGACAAAGCUGCUCGUACCGUCAUCUACAAACCUGACCCUCAUGGGCCGGAAUAUCUCGUCUUCGUUGAUGACGUUGUCGAGUAUGAACGAUGGAAAGCUGGUGAUAGAUCCAUCGCUUUGGCUCUAAUCAUCGGUAAAUUCGCGAUCUAUAGCGCCCUCAAAGGCCACACCGGUCCUCUGAACGAAGUAUCGCGUCAGGAAAUCGAAAAUGUCUUCUUUGGCGGUGAAAAUAACGUCAAGGAUAAAUCCGUCGAAGCUGCGAUUGUCAUCAUCCUCGAGAACGGAAAGCUCCACACUGGCGAUCUCUCUCACAGCCAGAAAGAAACCUUCAACGCUUCCAGGGGCGCAGGAGAGGUUCGUGGCAUCGGAGCGGGUCUUGGCUCCCACCGAUGAGGUCUUAUCACCAUUACUUACUUCACCGAUGACAUCCAGCCGGCGAGAGGUUGGAUGGGGAAGAAGAACGUAGUCAAGGAAGAAUCAAGUAAAAUGACAAAUUAUGCAAAUGCGAAUGUGUGCAUA